UGCUGGUGUGAUGUGAAGGAGGGAGGGAAGUAGCUGAGCUGGAGGCUCGUUCAGCCAUGUUAGUUUUCUCUUGCGGUUCACGAACGAUGAGAGAGAGGAGCUAUGGCCUUGUCAUUGAGCGGAGACGAUGAUGAAUAUGAUUCAGAGUCAGAGCAGCAACGGGCAGCCAACCGGCCGAAGCCCAAGAUGGGGACGUCGUCGGCCGUUAAGCUGCCGUCCAACCGUAGCUCAUCCGGAGCCAGACGGAGGAGGACACGCUGCCGAAAGUGCGAGGCGUGCCUCCGGACCGAGUGUGGAGAGUGUCACUUCUGCAAGGACAUGAAGAAGUUUGGAGGGCCGGGGCGCAUGAAGCAGUCCUGCAUUAUGAGACAGUGCAUUGCGCCGGUUCUGCCCCACACGGCGGUGUGUGUGGUGUGUAAAGAGGCAGGGAAAGAGGACACGCUGGAAGAAGAAGAGGACAAGUUCAACUUCAUGCUGAUGGAGUGCUCUAUCUGCAACGAGAUCGUCCAUCCCAAAUGUCUCAAGGUGAGCGACGCCUCAGGAGUGGUGAACGAUGAACUCCCUAACUGCUGGGAAUGUCCCAAAUGCAACCAUGCUGGGAAAAGUGGAAAAGUAUUGAAGCAAAAAAGGGGUCCAGGGUUCAAGUACGCGUCCAACCUCCCAGGCUCUCUGCUGAGGGAACAGAAGCCUGUGAAGGAGGAAGGGGACGUUUCUUCCGCAGCCAAGAGGAGACCAGACAGAGAGGAGACACCCAAGUACAGACCCGAGGAGUCUCUCCACAGGCAGCCACCACUGCUGUCCCCCUGCAGCCUGCCUCGGCCCAGGCCUGAGGACAAACUGAGGAAGAAGAGGAAGCUCUUUGAUGAUGAUGAGGAAGAGGACCUCAGUGUGAGGAAGAAGGAAAAGUCAGAUGAUCCGUAUUUUUCCAGACUUCUGCACCAAAUCAAGACAGAAGAGGAUGAGGACGCAUAUGAGGAGGAGGAUGGUGAAGGAAGGGAGCCUUACUUCCGGAGUGGUAUAGAGAGGAAAUGCCGUUUUGGAGACGCUGAAGAUGAAGGGGAUGACAAGGACUCCAGGAAUGAACUUUUGAAUCCCUGUAUUAAAACGCCAAUCGGAGACAGUGACCAGUCUCACUGCAGCUCUCCACAGGCAGGCCCCAGCAGCGAGGGCGGAAGUGAGACCCAGGACAAAGGUCCGCGUCCAAAAGCUCGCCGUAAGCGGCGUUUACCUAAUAGAGAGCUGAGCCGAGAGCUGAGCAAAGCACUGAACCAGGAAAUCCAGAAGACGGAGGACUGCCUGGCCAACGAGAACCGCCAACCCCUCAAGGUGGAGCCGGAGACGGAAAACGAGGAACCCAAGAGGUUGUUCCGCAACAGCAGUGAACUUGGGGAUCAGAGGCCCCACCUCAAGACCAAAGAGAUGAACGGGACCCCCUGGGAGCUGCGCCAUUUCUACCCGAGUCAGAUCACUCCACUGGGCUUCAACAGGAGCACCCCAACCAACCGGCCGGUGCCCCCACACUCCCCACCCAAGUGUGUCCAAAUGGAGCGGCAUGUCAUUCGCCCCCCUCCAAUAAGCCCGCCUCCUGACAGGCUGCCACUAAAAGAUGGUAAAACACACGUCAUACAGCGCGAGGUGUGGAUGAAGAUCUUUGGCUAUCUCACACAUCAGGAGCUGUGUGUCUGCAUGAGAGUUUGCAAGACAUGGAACAGAUGGUGUUGUGAUAAGAGACUCUGGACAAAGAUCGAUCUGAACCGCUGCACCUCCAUCACCCCACUCAUGCUAAGUGGGAUUAUCCGCCGACAGCCAGUUUCCCUGGACCUCAGUUGGACCAACAUUUCCAAGAAACAAUUAAGCUGGCUUAUUAAUAGAUUGCCAGGCCUGCGAGUGUUAAAGUUAUCUGGGUGUUCCUGGGCUGCUGUUUCUGCACUCUGCACCUCCAGCUGCCCGCUGCUGCGCACCUUAGAUGUCCAGUGGGUGGAGGGGCUCAAAGACGCACAGAUGAGGGACCUCCUCUCACCACCCACAGACAACAGACCAGGUCAACUGGACAACCGCUGCAAGUUGAGGAACGUGCAGGACCUGCGGCUGGCGGGGCUGGACAUCACUGACACGUCUUUACGUCUCAUCAGCCGGCAGAUGCCUCUGCUGUCCAAUCUGGACCUGAGCUACUGCAACCAUAUCAACGACCAGUCAGUCAACCUGCUGACAGCAGCAGGAACCACGACCAGAGACUCCCUCACAGAAAUUAACCUGUCAGUUUGUAACCGGGUCACUGACCAUUCCCUAAACUUCUUCAAGCGUUGUGGAAGCAUUUGUCAGAUCGACCUUCGCUUCUGCAAGCAAGUGUCCAAAACGGCCUGCGAAAGGUUCAUCGCAGAGAUGUCUGUGAGCGUACCGUUUAGACUGAAGGAGGACAAACUGCUGCAGAAGUCGAGCUAGUUUUUAACAGGACAGAAAUGAUUGAAAGACUCUUUCUUUUUUUUUUUGCACUUACUGGAACAUUUUUUUCUUUUUAAACUGUGUCCUAUGAUACGUCUCCAAAUCAAUAUCACAGUAAACAAGCUGAAGCGAGAGGUGGAUUUCUGGAAGGAGAUCUUAAAUGGACUCUGAUAUGAGGAGGUGAGGAACAUUCACUGGACAGAUAAAGAGGAAGCAGCAUGCAUGUAUUUGUGUUGCGAUAAUAAUUUUAUAAAGACGUGCUUGUAAUUGACCGGUGUUUUUUUUUUGUUUUGUUUUUUUAUUCUUUAAAUAUAUGAAAACAGUAUUUUUAUACAAGCAUUAUUUCAUGAGUUUACAGAGUCUCAGGAGCUAAAUAUCACAGAGAGACCAUAUGGCACGUGAACUGUCCCCUUCCUCAGUUUACCUUCAUACAACAGUGUCUUCUAUGUGCCAAAAUCUGUACUUGACAUUAUUACUUCAGUAUCAGACAAAAAAAUAACAUGUACAGUAAUACAUAUUUGACUAAAUGAUCAUAAACACUCCCCAAAUAUUUAGAAUGUAUUUCAAGGAGUAAAUAAAUUUUUUCUUGUUACACCCUCUACGCUUACCCUAAUACUUUUAUGAAUUGAUGAGUGUUGUGUUUGACAUUUCAACAUUAAUUUAUUGAUUUUUGUUUUAUUAUUAUUACAGUUUGUAUUUAUUCAGUAACUUGUCUCAGAGCUGGGUCAAAAAAAUGCUUGCAAAUAAUUUAUCAGGGUGGUGAAGCCUGUUGCAGUGGGUGGGGGUAACACCAAAAAGACAAUGGCAGGAAGUUGACCGCCAUUGCAAAUGUGUGACUGAGCCCUUAAUCUGACACUGACUUUCUACAAUGCAGUCAACCCCACACAUCUGGCUCUCCUUACAGGUUUAAAUAGGAAACUAAGUGAAUAACUCAUUUGCAUUUAAAAACUCCAUACAGUAGGUGGUGUGUGUAAUAUGGGGUGUGUUGUGCUGUAAUCUAUCACCUCAGGUGAACGUGAUCAUGUUUAUAUUUGUAAAUCCAAAAAAAUAAGUGCUAAUAUGCAUUAAAAGAAAUUAAUUUGUACCAUCA
Micropterus salmoides (largemouth bass) is the source of this 3532-nucleotide messenger RNA. RefSeq names its product lysine (K)-specific demethylase 2Ba (gene kdm2ba). The record is from RefSeq and is a predicted model, not a curated record. Gene Ontology annotation, molecular function: DNA binding; transcription coregulator activity; histone demethylase activity. Gene Ontology annotation, biological process: protein demethylation; regulation of transcription by RNA polymerase II. Bases 103 to 2442 code for a protein of 779 amino acids. Lineage: Eukaryota; Metazoa; Chordata; Actinopteri; Centrarchiformes; Centrarchidae. The transcript is spliced from 10 exons.